Messenger RNA from Cadophora gregata, 840 nucleotides. RefSeq lists its product as uncharacterized. Bases 1 to 741 code for a protein of 246 amino acids. The record is from RefSeq and is a predicted model, not a curated record. The transcript has 2 exons. NCBI's taxonomy places the organism in Eukaryota, Fungi, Ascomycota, Leotiomycetes, Helotiales, Ploettnerulaceae.
AUGCGUCCUUCCUUCAAGACCAUCAAAACCACCAGAGCCAUCAAGAAUGCCAAGAAGGUCAAAAUUGACCCAAUUCUCGUGGCCAUAUCGCCAAUCAGCGAGCAGAACAGAGCUACCCUUGAAGAUGCCAAGGUCGUCCUCGAGUCUCCAAACUGUCCCAAUGAAGACCGAGCCCUCGUUCUCAGCUAUCUCAAGGAAAUCUACAACGCCGCCGAAGACCACCGAACCCUCUACCAUUUCCUCUGCGCCUGCUACCUCCUUUCUGUUUACUCCACCGAGAAUCUGGCUACACGCAAGAUGUACGCCACGAAGGUUGAAACCGAGAGCAAGAAACAGAUCAAGAAACUCACGCUCCACAUGGACAAGGCCGAUAACGAGUUCCGCGUCUCCAUCCAGAUCUACGAGGGUCUGAAGAACAUGGCAAUUAAGUCGUCUGAUAGGAUUGGGCAGGAGGUUCGGAAGGCUCUUGCUGAGGGUAAGAGUAUUGGAGAGGUAAAGAAGGAUGGUAGUGGUGAGGAGGAGGAGACCAGACAUGUCAAGAAGAAGAAACGGGUGUUGUGGGGUAGGGUGGAGAAGUAUUCGGAUGAUGAAGAGGAGAGAGAUGGUGGCCGGGGAGAUGGACAGGAUGAUCACGAGGAGAAUACUGCCGUUGAGGAAGUCAGGGCGGAUGCGGAUGAGUACCAGGAAGAGCAGAGCGAAGGAGAAGAGGAGAGUGAGGACGAAGAUGAGGAAGAGGAGUGAGGAAGAUCCGAUCUGAGGGCUGCUCCACCAGUACGUUUGAGCAAGGCCCUAUAUUUCUAAUUGACUUCGCAGUUCUAUUUCUUCACAAUUAGUCGUGAU